UAUAAUCGAAGCGGUUAAUUACAUAUUUCGCAGCACACAGAUUUUGCGGGUACAUUUCAUCGUCGAUGCCGCUCGUGCCGACACACGAGAAUUUAUCCCUUCCAGUCCCUUCACGUGUAGUCUUGGGGAAUAAACGGAUUGCAGCGAGGGCGAGGAUAGGAAUUCAGUAAGAUGUCGUUGUAGUGCGUCGUCGUUCUUCGGUGCCUACACAUUGAACGAGAAUUUGCUCGUGUCCGAAGAGGAUCGCGAGACCGCGAGACAAGACGGGGAUAAGAAACGCGUUCGGCAAACGCAGGGCCGCCGAUUGCGCGAAGCGACGCGAUUAAAUGAGACGGGGCAGUACUUCGGCAAGUACUACGUCUCUCUCUCGUGUGGGAACGCUAUGUCUACGGAGACCACCCUGAACGAGGUGCCCAACGUCGCGUCGAGGCUGCAAGGCCUACGGUUGGCGACGCACGGCGAGGAUGAAAAUGACGUGACGGAGAACGCAACGGCUAGCAGUUCGACGGCCACCGGAGGUAAUGGAUCGUCAUCGUUGCGGGAACCGCUGCGGAACAUCACCCUCUAUCGGGCACGACGAGCGCUCAACUUCGUCGGCGACGAGGAUCAGCCGACGACGAGCUCGUCCGUGGCGCGAAGCGAGGCCUCGUACUCGAACGGCGAUAACCGACCACCACCUAUUAAUGCGGCGAAUACGUCAUAUUUGGAAGGGCGACCACAGAAUACUAUCGCCUUAGAAAACUCUUCCACACAAAAUCAGCCUGCAGUUACAUACAAUUGGCAAGGUACAAAGGCGACGAUGCGCGAAAGAAUUGUAUUUCUUUUUAAUAAUGAAAUACUGUCAGACGUGACUUUUCUGGUGGGAAGAGGAGCGCAACAACAACGCAUACCAGCUCACAAACUAGUCCUGUCUUCUGGAAGCGCUGUAUUUGAUGCAAUGUUUAAUGGAACGCUUGCUACAGCUUCUUCAGAAAUAGAAGUACCUGAUGUAGAGCCUGCUGCAUUUUUGGCAGUGCUACUUUUUCUAUAUACUGAUGAGAUACAGAUAGAUCCUGAAACUGUGAUGACAACGUUGUAUACCGCUAAGAAAUAUGCAGUAUCUGCUUUAGAAAAGCAUUGCGUUGACUUUUUAAAAAAUAAUUUGACCAGUGAUAAUGCUUUUUUGCUGUUAACACAAGCCCGUCUGUUUGAUGAACCGCAAUUAGCCUCAGUAUGUUUGGAUACGAUAGAUAGAUUUACAACUCAGGCUCUCAAUGCAGAUGGAUUCACAGAUAUUGAUAUCGAUACAUUGAUGAUAGUCUUGGAAAGAGAUACACUUCGUGUUAGGGAAUCUAAGCUAUUUCAGGCCGUUCUAAGGUGGUCAGAAGCUGAAUGUAUAAGGCAGCAAUCACCAGUUACUCCAGAAAAUCAACGUCUGGUCCUAGGUAAUGCUCUGUCAUUGGUUCGUUUUCCACUUAUGUCAAAAGAAGAGUUUACAGCAGGUCCGGCACAAUCUGGCUUAUUAAAUUAUUCAGAGGUUUUAUCUUUAUUCUCAUAUUUUAUACUGAAUCCUAAACCUUCAGUGGGAUUUCAAACAAUGCCACGAUGUUGUAUGACAGGCAAGGAACAGACUGUGUGCAGAUUUCAGCAUACCAAAAGUAGAUGGGGAUAUUUUGGAACUAGUGAUCGUAUCCGAUUUAGUGUGGAUAGGCGUAUUUUUCUUAUUGGCUAUGGAGUUUAUGGUUGCACACAAGAACCAGCGAUAUAUGAAGUAUCAGUGGAAUUAAUUCACACUGCGUCGGGAAAAGUGAUAGCUACAAAUGCAACAAGUUUUAGCUGUGAUGGAUCAAAGUACACAUACCGUCUAAUGUUUAAAGAGUUAGCGGAAAUCUUACCAAAUACGAUUUAUACAGCAUCAGCAACCUUCAAGGGGCCAUGCUCAUAUUACGGCACAAAAGGAUUAAGAACAGUAUUAGUGGAUUGUGAUUCAGGAAAUACAAAAGUGAAAUUCGAAUUCAGUAGCGAGUUGGGAGAUAAUAAUGGUACAUCCACUGAUGAAGGUCAAAUACCCGAGCUUAUCUUUUACACGUAAUAUCUUUUGCGUAUGUAAUAUUGACAUUCUUCAUGUUUGCUUAAUUGGCCAUUGGAGAUAAAUUAUAUUGGAUAUAUAUGCCGGGUUUUGUCAAUUAUAUAUCUUGUGAUCAUUUAAAAUACUUUGAUUUAAGUGAGCCACACAUACAGGCAUGCCAAAGGAGUUAACCCAAGAUUUUUUCAUAAUUUUAUAGAUAAUCUUCUUGAUUUUACUGAUUGCUAUGAUUAAUAAAUACAAUAUUCUGAAAAAUAUGCAAAUUUUAUGAUAAUAUUUAUAAUAUAUUAAUAAUGAAAUUAUAUGCAUUUUAAUUUUUCAGCAAAUAUAUAUACAGAAUAUAUAUGUAUAUUUUUCAAAAUUUAAACAUUGAAAUGAUUUAAAUGUAUCAGCUGUAGAGUUGAUAUAUUAACUAUUAAUUAAUUAAACAAAUAGGGGGGAUUAAUGUUUAGAAUUGGAAAUGUACAAAAUUUAUGUUUUUAUUGUUUUAAUUGAGAUCUAUGCAGAAACCAAAAAUAUAGUAUAACAAUUAUUGUGUAACAAUGUUAAAGAAAUCAUGAUAAGUACAAGAGGGGGAGAUUGGUCGUAUGCAUACUCUUUUGCCUAAAUAUUUCUCGUUUGGGACAUGUAUAUCAACAUACAUAAUUUGCAAUUGUAACAAGCGAAAUGUAUAUAGCACUUCAAUGCAAAAUUAAUUAAUGUAAUAAAGCCUAAAGUAUGUGGAAUAUUUUUUAGUACAAGUUAGUAUUUUGGUAGUCACAAAAGCAAUGUAGAAUCUGAGAGAAUCUGAUUGUUACAACUCACUAUGAAAAAUAGUCGAACAAAAGUAAUAUAAAACACUACUGUAAACCAUACUAAUUCUCUGACAUAAUAAUAUUGUUACUUGUUCAAUAGUUUAUUUCAAUUUUAAUAAAAUUUUAUAUCUUUCAUGAUUCAAGAAAAUAUAUUUAAAUUUAGAUUUUUGUUAAUAAUGAAUGGUGCUAGCUAAUAUGAGAUAACAUUGUUAUCUUUAGCAUUUUUAGAGAUAAGCUACUUUAUAAGUGUGUCAACCUGAUACUGUUUUUCGUGAAAUAGCGCAUAUAUAAGAUCUAAUUUGUGAUUAUAUUUAAUAAUUAUAAAUUUAGAUAGUAUACAUGUAAAAUGUUAAAUAAUUAAAUAGAUUUAUUCCACACAUA
Messenger RNA from Formica exsecta, 3240 nucleotides. RefSeq names its product BTB/POZ domain-containing protein 1-like. Bases 383 to 2071 code for a protein of 562 amino acids. Gene Ontology annotation, molecular function: protein binding. The record is from RefSeq and is a predicted model, not a curated record. Lineage: Eukaryota; Metazoa; Arthropoda; Insecta; Hymenoptera; Formicidae. Gene Ontology annotation, cellular component: cytosol; P-body. Gene Ontology annotation, biological process: neurogenesis. The transcript has 6 exons.